This is a messenger RNA of Haliaeetus leucocephalus (bald eagle), 1899 nucleotides long. RefSeq lists its product as uncharacterized. The record is from RefSeq and is a predicted model, not a curated record. The transcript is spliced from 4 exons. Lineage: Eukaryota; Metazoa; Chordata; Aves; Accipitriformes; Accipitridae. Bases 1 to 936 code for a protein of 311 amino acids.
AUGUACAGUAAGCGCUUCUCAGAUAACCUUCUGUCCGACCAUGAAAAACCACCCAUCCGCAUCCUGGGCCUGAAGGCCUACGGGACGCUGACCCCUGAGCCGGCACUCAGCAGUACCGUGCCCGUUCACUACCAUAAGCGAGGCUUACCUGCCCGAGAGGAGAACCGGGAGGUUCGAUCUCCCUGUACCGAGACCAGAGCGCACUGCAAGGGCUCGGCGCAGGCAGCGUGUCCCGACGCCGCGGGGCGAGCGGCCCUCAUCCGCUUCCCCCCGGGGCGAGCAGCGGCAGCGUUAGGAGAUGGAGGAUCAGGGCUCGGGCGUUCCCGGGGCAGAGAUCAGAAGCCCGGGGCUGAGCAAAACCGGGCUGCCCGGCCUUCCCGCUGCACGGCCAGCCCAGCCGCCUUGGAAGAAGCCGCUGAACCCUGGCUAAUUACAGCUCUUAACGACCUGGCGGCACAUGAAGCCAACCUGAAACUGGUAGGGAGUUGCCCGGGCCCUCCGGGCGAUGCGCAGCCAUGCUUCAGCUUCGGCUGGCAAGGAGCCGUACCGGCGGGGAGGUGGAGAGCGUGGGUGCACAGCGGCGGGAGCCUCCCGAAAGCUCUCGCCCGUGAACCGCAGCCUUUGGGUGCUGCGAAGCCAGCGCUUGAGGUGCUGCUGGGCUGCCAGGUAGGUACAGGUGGGGCCUGCUCUUCUAUCCAGCUUCAAAUCUACAUCCCCUCACUUUUUGAGGUCACGGACGUCCCAACCCAGCCCCCUGACAGACUCACCUGUUCAAGAAGCAGCUUCAAACCCUCCCGCCCUGCUGAGGUCUGGCACAUGUCACACGAGACCUAUUGGAUGUCCUCAUCCUUGGUAUCUUCAACCUUACCGAGUAGCAGUUGGAGACAAGGAAGGAUCCUCAAAGCAGCUAAAGUGUCCCUGCAUGCUUACGUGUGAGCAAGUGAAUUAAGUCCCUUUUGUUAUGCAUAUGAUUAUUAAUUGAGACAUGAGAAGUAUGACUGCAUAGUACUGAGUGAAGAAAGGAGUGGUGGUGAUGCUGCAUACUCAGUGUGGGUUUCAACAUCGUAUCUACAUGUCACGAAAAAAACAACUGCUGACAUCCAGCUCUUCUGGCGUGAUGGGGGAGUUCCUGGCUGAAAUAAUGUUAUCAGCUUGGUCCUCUGUAUUUGGAGAAGAAACGUAUAAGACUAACCUUGCCCAGUUACAAAGCGAUUUCAAGUAGUGGAUGAAUGCUAGCGUGUUCUGUUAGGAAGUCACAUGAACUGGGAUUCACAUUACCUAAUUUUAGAUGUAUUAUAAACUGAGGCAUGUAAAUUGUACUGGCCAUCACAUCUUCAUCUACGACCAAUGGAGAAAGACAGAGGGUGCCAGUUAUUCCAGAAAAGUUUCUAUUUCUGUCGUUAAUUAUAAAGAGAAUCAAACAUUUGGCCGAUGCAGCAGAGGCAUCAAUAUUUCAGUGAACUGCAUUCCUGGAAACGAAUGCUUUAGUAGCACUGAAAGCCUCGCUGAAGGCAAGGCAAAUGUCAUCCACUGCUCUGCCCUGAUCAAACUUCAUCAUCUUAUCACAGAAAGCAAUCGCAUUUUUCAGGCACUGUAACUCCACGCUGACUGUUCCCCAUCUUUUCCUCCUCCACCUCCCAUGCUUUCUGAAAGUCAUUCCAUCUUUUUACCUGGAGACUGAAGCGAAGCUGGCUGUCCUGUAGCUGCCCAGGUAAUCCUGAGCCUUUUUUGACAAUGGUGCAAAACUUGCUUUCCCCAAGUCAUGAAGGGUCACCCCCCAUCACCACAACUUUUCAAAGCUGAUAGAGAGCAGCUCUGCAAGAGCAUCAGCCAGUUCUCCCAGCUCCCCAGGCUGCAGCCUGUCUGGCCCCAUGGACUCGCACAGUCAAGAUCCAACAA